Messenger RNA from Penicillium pulvis, 1440 nucleotides. RefSeq names its product pyridoxal phosphate-dependent aminotransferase. Gene Ontology annotation, biological process: biosynthetic process. The record is from RefSeq and is a predicted model, not a curated record. The coding region runs from base 1 to 1440 and encodes 479 amino acids. Lineage: Eukaryota; Fungi; Ascomycota; Eurotiomycetes; Eurotiales; Aspergillaceae. Gene Ontology annotation, molecular function: pyridoxal phosphate binding. The transcript has 4 exons.
AUGUCAUUCUCCGGCCGCCGUCUUAGCAUCCUGCGUCCUUCGAGCGACCGACGCUCCAGCAAGGGGCUCUCCGAUAACGAGUUACGGUCCGAGACUCAUCGUCAAUUCCGAACCGCCCACGAAGGCCACCGUCCCCACGCUGGUCUCGACGCCUCCCGUGCCUCGACCGGUGUUGUCUGGUGUACAGAGCGUGCUACCGAGCAUGGCUACGCAGAGGACCCCGCUAGCUGGGCCAACCUAGGCCAGGGUGCCCCCGAAGCUGACGACGAGAUCGAGGGAAGCUUCCCCCGGCCGACGUCGAUCCCCAUCACCUCCGCCGCUCGGGAGUACGGCCCGACCGCCGGUAUCAAGCCGUUGCGUGCGGCCGUGGCCCGUCUAUACAACGAGCACUACCGUCAAGGAAAGGAGAGCAAGUAUACCUGGGAGAAUGUCUGCAUCGUGCCCGGCGGUCGUGCGGGAUUGAUCCGUAUUGCUGCCAUCCUGGGUAACUCGUACCUGUCAUUCCCCAUUCCCGAUUACUCUGCGUACAAUGAGAUGCUGAGUCUGUUCAAGAACAUCGCCCCCAUUCCCAUGCCGCUGUCUCAAGACGACCACUACCACAUCCACCCCGACAAGAUUGCCGAGGAAAUCGCCCGUGGUACUCAAGUGAUCUUGACAUCGAACCCUCGUAACCCGACAGGUCACUUUGUCUCGCACAAUGAGCUGGCUGAGAUCCAGGAUAUCUGCCGUGACCGCGCCACUCUCAUCCUUGAUGAGUUCUACGGUGGCUACAACUAUACCACCAACUGCGACGGUUCCACGAUCAGUGGUGCCGAGAAUGUUGUUGACGUGAACAAGGAUGACGUCCUGUUGAUCGACGGGCUCACCAAGCGUUUCCGUCUUCCCGGCUGGCGUAUUGCCUGGAUUGUCGGCCCCAAGGACUUCGUCAAUGCCCUGGGCUCUGCUGGUUCCUACUUGGACGGUGGUGCUAAUGUCCCCUUCCAAGAAGCCGCCAUUCCAAUGCUGGACCCUUCCCUCGUCCACACUGAGAUGAAGGCGCUGCAGGCCCACUUCCGUGAGAAGCGUGACUUCGUCCUGAAGCGCCUGCACGACAUCGGUUUCCGUAUGAAGGACGUGCCGCAGGCCACUUUCUACAUCUGGCUCGACCUGACCUCGCUCGACCCCCCGCUGCCCGAGGAGGCCAACAUCUCCGACGGUCUAAACUUCUUCAAUGCUCUUCUGACUGAGAAGGUCAUUGUUGUGCCCGGUAUCUUCUUCGACCUGAACCCCGCCAAGCGUCGUGAUCUGUUCGACAGCCCUUGCCACCACUAUGUGCGUCUGAGCUACGGACCUAAGAUGGAUGUCCUUGAGAAAGGUCUGGAUGGUAUCGAGCGUGUGAUUAAGCGUGCCCGGGAGAUGGCACCGAAGUGGGAGGAUGAGGUUGCUGUUGCUGAUGAUUAG